AUGGCGUCAAUCGACGACAUCGAAGACAUUGGAAGGGAUCAGACGACGGCUUUUCGGCCCAACAGAUCACAAGUGGUCGCGAGAGUCAGGAAGAAGUCAUUCAAUUGGAGACAAAGCGAAGACAGUAUUAGUACAGCCGACGAAGACUUGGAUGCCUUACGAGUGGAUAGUUUUCUGCCCAAUAAGUUCCGCAUUCACGUGAAGACGUGGGGAUGCGCUCACAACACGUCCGACGAGGAAUAUAUGGCCGGACUUUUGGCCGAUUAUGGCUUCCGAUUGGUGUCUGCGGCCAAAGACGCCCACCUCUUGCUAUUGAAUUCAUGUACGGUUAAGAAUCCAAGCGAAGACCACUUCCGCAACGAAGUGCUUAAAGGCCUGAACGCCGGACAACAAGUUGUGGUCUCCGGAUGUGUCCCGCAGUCGGCGCCGAAACUGGAUUACAUCAGUCGACUGAGUAUUAUUGGUGUUCAACAGAUCGACCGCUGCGUUGAAGUGAUUGAAGAGACUCUUAAGGGAAAUGUGGUCCGACUUCUUGGGCCCAAAAAGGAUGGCAAACGAAAGACCGGCGGUUCGUCUCUUGAUAUGCCGAAAGUGAGACGAAAUCCAUUGAUCGAAAUCAUUGCCAUAAAUACGGGAUGUCUUAAUGAAUGCACUUAUUGUAAGACACGUCACGCCAGAGGAGUGUUAGGCAGCUAUACAGUCGACGAUAUCGUCCAAAGGGCCCAAAAGUCAUUCAAAGAGGGCGUCAAAGAGAUUUGGCUGACGAGCGAAGACACGGGCGCCUAUGGCCGAGACAUUGGCACUAAUUUGCCGCAACUCUUAUACGCUUUAAUAGCCGUUAUUCCCGAUGAUUGCAGACUUAGAUUAGGAAUGACAAAUCCUCCCUAUAUUUUGGAGCACUUGGAGGCGAUGGCAGAUAUUUUAUUGAACCCUAAAAUCUAUUCGUUUCUUCACAUUCCCGUCCAAUCGGGAAGUGAUUGUGUUUUGGCGGACAUGAAGAGAGAAUAUUGUAUCGAAGAUUUUGAACAAAUUGUCGAUUUUCUUAAAUCAAAAGUUAAAGGCAUUACAAUAGCGACUGAUAUUAUCUGCGGUUUCCCUACAGAAACCGAAGCAGACUUUGAGGAAACGAUGAAAUUAGUGAAAAAGUAUAAAUUUCCGUCACUUUUCAUAAACCAAUUCUAUCCGAGACCGGGAACACCGGCCGCCAAAAUGAAACGUCUGCCCAAUGCUGAGGUCAAACAGCGAACGAAAUCAUUGAGCGAUUUAUUCGCUUCUUAUAAACCCUAUGAGAACCGAAUCGGAACCGAAGAGCGAGUGUUGGUAACCGAAGAGUCACACGAUAAGCGCCAUUAUGUCGGACACAACCAAUUCUAUGAACAAAUAUUAGUCGCCAAAGACGAGCGCUUUUUGGGACAAAUGAUUGACGUCGUGAUCACGAGUACAGGAAAGCAUUUCAUUAUGGGUUCACCCAUUCAUGGAAAGUCAUUAUUUCUUAAGACAAUCUGUUCUUCUUUGAAGUCAAACCGUUUCUCAAUCAAACUGUUGACUCAAUUUUCGAUUUAA
Medioppia subpectinata is the source of this 1563-nucleotide messenger RNA. The record is from the annotation of a GenBank genome assembly. NCBI's taxonomy places the organism in Eukaryota, Metazoa, Arthropoda, Arachnida, Sarcoptiformes, Oppiidae.